Molecule: messenger RNA, 1554 nt
Organism: Xiphophorus hellerii (green swordtail)
Lineage: Eukaryota; Metazoa; Chordata; Actinopteri; Cyprinodontiformes; Poeciliidae
Gene: apoeb
Product: apolipoprotein Eb
Exons: 5
Coding region: 139-936 (265 amino acids)
Biological process (GO): acylglycerol homeostasis; phospholipid efflux; lipoprotein metabolic process
Cellular component (GO): extracellular vesicle; very-low-density lipoprotein particle; extracellular region
Molecular function (GO): phospholipid binding; phosphatidylcholine-sterol O-acyltransferase activator activity; cholesterol transfer activity
Source: RefSeq, a predicted model, not a curated record
CCAUCCUCCUCCUCCUCUCACCCCACCCGUUUCACGCGGAACAGCAGCGGCACCCUGGGACUAUAAAAACCCUCCGCCACAAUCCUGGGAGCACGAAGGAAGCUCAACCUCUCAGGUGUAUCUUUCUGUUCAGCAACCAUGAAGGCUGUAGCUCUGAUCCUCGCUCUGGCAGUCAUCACUGGCUGCAAUGGCCGUGUUGUGCGACAGGCUGAGACCUCUUUGACCCGUGUGGAGAACAGUGUGGAACGAUUCCUGCAGUACAUCACAGACCUGAACCAACAAGCCGAUGGAGUCCUGGAGAACCUCAAAGUCCCUGAGCUCAGCAAGGAGUUGGAAACUCUCAUCACUGACACCAUGAGUGAGCUUACAACAUACAGGGAUGGCAUCCAGAGCAGGCUGGCCACCUACACCGCAGGCUCCCCAGAUCAGAUCCCUGAGGAUCUCCAGCUUCUGGCUAACAGACUGCAGAAAGACAUGACAGAUGCCAAGGAGCGCAGCACUGAGUACCUGAAUGAGCUCAAGACCAUGGUUGAGCAGAACACAGAUGACGUCCGCGGCCGCAUCACCGCCUACACAACAAAGCUGAGGAAGCGCCUGACCAAAGACACUGAAGACAUCAGAGACACCGUGUCCACCUACAUGAGUGAGAUCCAGUCCCGCACCAACCAGAACCUAGAUACCGUGAAGGAGAACGUUGAGCCCUACAUCGAGCAGGCCAGAGAUUCCGCCGCUCAGAAGCUGAAGGACAUCUCCACCAUCCUGGAGACCCAGGCUGAGACCAUCAGGACCCAGCUGGAAAGCAGCAUGAAGGAGCUGAGCACCUCCAUGGACAGCAAGCUGGAGGAGCUAACGGAGCUGCUCUCCCCAUACGCCACCCAGGUCCGCGAGCACCUUGACAAUGUCAUGCAGAAGGUCAAGGAGACUGCCACUAAAUAAAGAAAAGUGGUUAUUACGGUUGUAAAUGAUUGGUGGUAACGGAGGAAGGAAUGAAGAUGAAAGUUACUGAUGAUGUUUUGCUCUUAUGUUCAGGGGUUUAAACAGAGGGAAGGUAGAUCAUCUCCUUUCUUUAUUUUCUUUACACUCCCUUUAUGCAAGUAUUUCAGUCAACAACAGUAUAUCUUUCAGAAAACAACAAAUAUAUUUUUUUCUGUUUUGCUUUUUCUACUUUACUACUGUUUAUCCUCAUUAGUUUUGCAUUCAAAGUUUUUUUUUUCUUUUUUACAUUUUGUUGCUGGGUUUAGAUGCAACACACAAAACUGUCUUUCAUUUCAAUACAUGCACUGAAUAAAAGAUGGAUUCAUAUACAGCAAGGUAUCUGCUAAUUCCUUUGCACAUGGGCAGAACUGUUAAAAUCUAACUUCAUAUUGUCUGUUAGUUCUUGCUGUACUUCAUAGAAGAGUGGACAAUAAACUGACUUCUUGCAUAGCUGACAGUCUUUUUGCAACAACUUUCUACGAAAGCAUUCUUUGUUGUUUUUUCAUGAUGUAAGCCCACAAUGCUGCUCUCUGUCAAUGUAACCUCCAAGUUUGAGUAAAUAAAGAAUUCAGAAAAGAU